Aspergillus steynii IBT 23096 is the source of this 1230-nucleotide messenger RNA. RefSeq lists its product as uncharacterized. The record is from RefSeq and is a predicted model, not a curated record. NCBI's taxonomy places the organism in Eukaryota, Fungi, Ascomycota, Eurotiomycetes, Eurotiales, Aspergillaceae. The coding region runs from base 1 to 1230 and encodes 409 amino acids. The transcript has a single exon.
AUGAGGGGCACGCCGGUCUUUGGGUUUCCGCUUUGGCCGAAAAUCCAUCAGCCGUUGCCUCGGACCCCCCGCCAAUCUCAACAGUUGCUUGACGCCCUUACAUCCUCCUUCCGUCGCCAGUUGGACCAAGAACACCCGUCUCCCAGCCCACCGUCAGAGCAUCAUGGCAAUGGUAAUCCUCCGGCAGAAAACCCGCACUCGUCGGUGCAUGCGACUACCAAGCAUCUGCAGAAUAUCCUGGACAACCCCCUCUUCCGCGUUGUUCCCUCCAAAUCUCUCGACGGUCGUGUCCUCGAUAAGCAAAGAUUGGCAACGGAACCAAUGCUGUUAUUCGAUGAUAUGGCCGCGUCCGGCUCGGUCACCUCGGAGAUUCUUCAGUGCUGCCUGGGCUCGCAGCUUAUACUUGCAAGCAAACAACCUGGAAAAGAUUUCACCGAAGCCAUGAAAGAGUCGCGAGCCGGGUCUAGAGUCGUGAACUGGUGGUUUGCGUCCGACUCCCACGAGAGGAUGAUGCUCUUUAAAUCGAUAAAGACGACGCGGAUGGUGAUAAAGCUAAUGGUGGCCGAAGGACUACAAAAAACCAUCCUAGUCUGGCUUGAUUUGGUGGAAAAGCAAGACAUUGGAGGCCAGAACGGCCGAAUCCCGAAGCACAUUGUUCCAUCGCUUUAUGCGGGAAUUUUGAACAAUCUCGUUUCCGCGGAGUUGAAGCAUGGCGCAGGAUUUCCCAGUGCAUUACAACAUUAUUUACAAGCAAGCAAGCGUCUACUUGCAAAUGACAAGAUCCCCCUAUGGUUUCGCCGACAAGCGCUUCAGCCGGCGGCCGCAUUUUUGAACGGGACCAUGAGGGCUGAACCCCAAGAGGCCCCUGUUGUUGCAUUCGAAGAGUUCGUUAAUGAUGUCGCCACGAUGUGGCCCUCCUCCAGCAUGGCUGUUUCGCUGCCCCUUCUUCAUCCUACAGAGCCAAAUCCCAACCCAUUUCUUGACUACGUGAAGAAAGUUUCUCCUGGUCGAUUUGAGUCGUGGGAUGAACAGGAGCAAGCAAAGUUCAUGAAGAAUGGGUUUGAUGCGCUUCGGGUCUUGAUGGACCAGGACCGGUCUCAAGACGCCUCUGACCUGGCACAGUUCAUGCAACAGUCGCUGCCUGCUCUUAGAGGCAAGACAACGACGAGGGAAACCUUCAAGUCGGCUCAAGAGCAUUUCCUCGCUCGCGUGAACCUUUCGCUCACGUGA